GAGCUUCACCCUGAAUAACUUGAACACUUUCAAAAUGGCCAGUAAGGUCGAUCGCAUAGUAGCCCGGCUACAGGCCAAAAUCGAAGAGGGCGAUUACUACGAGGCUCAGCAACAGACCCGUGUCGCCGCAUCCCGUUACAUCAAGACCUCCAACUGGCCCGCCGCUAUCGACAUUCUCUCUAGUGUCUCCCAAGCGCUGUUGCGUGCUGGGCAGGGUGGCAGUGGAGGUGAUCUCUGUGCCAUGCUCGUCGACGUCUACAAGCAGGCAGAGCUGAAGCCGGAUGCUGAUUCCAAGGGCAGGCUAUUGACUUGUCUGCGACUCUUUGAGGCUGGAGAACCCACAAGGAAGAAGUUUGUGGGCGAGAUUAUUGGAUGGUCAGCCAAGUUCGGCGAUUACCCUGCCGGAGACCCAGAGCUUCACCACGUCGCCGGAUCACUCUACGCCGAAGAACACGACACAUACGAGGCCGAGAAACAUCUAUUAUUGGGCACCAAGGACUCGCCCGAGGUUUUGACAAAGAUGGAAUAUACCUGGUACAAGGAGAGUGAACCUCACCAAGCGGCUCUCUUUGCUGGCCGUGCUGUGCUCCCCUACCUCCUAGUCGGCAACGUGCGAGCUGCCAAUACCUGCUAUCGCCUAUUCACUAGCUCUCUUUCCAGCGACAACCCGAACCUCGGUGUUCAAGAUGUGUCCAGCCCUGCCGGUGACAUCCGCAUCUUCCCAAGUCUCCCCCUCCUCAACUUCCUCGGCUUCCUCCUCCUUGCCAUUCAGCGUGGCGCACCCGAGCUCUACCGUGCCCUCGUGUCUAAGUAUGCGACACAAAUCAACGAGGCUGGAUCAUGGGCCGAGGCGCUCGAGAUGGUUGGAGAGAUGUAUUUCGGUCUUUCCAAGCCUCGGCAGAGCAACCCUCUGAUGGAUAUGAUGAGCGGAUUCUUUGGUGGCGGUGGUGGUCAGCCAGAGAAGCCCAAGCGUAAACAGGUUACGCAACGGCAAGAUGCCCCCGCGGCAGAGGGUCUGGACUAAAAUAGAGUCCGUUUGUAAGGUUGGGUAUCGGGUAUACCAUAUCGUCGUGAGAGGAAUACAUAGACAGCAGGCGUUGUAAGGUAAACAAAAAGACUUGGUCAGCCACGGUGUUGUUCUUCAGGCUCAAACAUCCAGUUAUCUUCACUGAGAGCUGCCACUUUCGCUCGUAGACUUGCUCUUACAGCCUCAAUGAGUUCUGAGUCAUGUUUGUUAGUGUGAGAUACAUUUAAUGAGUGAGUGUAAUCGUACCUUCAGGCUGUUCGUGCACAUCAUGACGAUUUAUCUGAUGAUGCUUAAC
Molecule: messenger RNA, 1322 nt
Organism: Fusarium graminearum PH-1
Lineage: Eukaryota; Fungi; Ascomycota; Sordariomycetes; Hypocreales; Nectriaceae
Exons: 2
Coding region: 35-1024 (329 amino acids)
Biological process (GO): protein insertion into ER membrane
Cellular component (GO): TRC complex; cytosol
Molecular function (GO): protein binding
Source: RefSeq, a predicted model, not a curated record